Molecule: messenger RNA, 3639 nt
Organism: Ostrea edulis (European flat oyster)
Lineage: Eukaryota; Metazoa; Mollusca; Bivalvia; Ostreida; Ostreidae
Product: src substrate cortactin-like
Exons: 21
Biological process (GO): regulation of actin filament polymerization
Cellular component (GO): cortical actin cytoskeleton; site of polarized growth; plasma membrane
Molecular function (GO): oxidoreductase activity; actin filament binding
Source: RefSeq, a predicted model, not a curated record
GGAAAAACGUGAUUUAAAAAAAAUAUCCACCAAAGACGGGAGGGGGUAGAGGGAGGCAACUCCCAUCCCCUUCUAGAUUUUUAUUUCAAUAGACUGAACAUUUUUCUUCUUCUUUUUUGUUUGUUUGUUUGUUUAUUUAUUUGUGUGUGUGUGUGUUUUUUUUAUUGUUUUUUGUUGUUGUUGUUUGGUUUGUUUUUUAAUCACGCUUUAAAAAGUCGAGAGGAUAUGAACCGCGACAUUUCACGCCGGAAUAGUUUGUGUGAUUUCUACUUCAGUGAAAACUACGUUUUGGCGGAUAUUAGUCUUACCCUGAAAGUGAAAGUACAAACACAUUUAUGUAAACAAAGUUAGUCUGCUUCAACCAUCAUCAAUGGUUAAUCUGUUGAGUAGAUUUAUGACGAAGAAAGUGGCUUACCGGCUGCUCAGAAAUUCAUCUUUGUUUUUGAGAAUAGGCUCUCGACCAAUGUCAGGAAAACCAGACCAUCUUCAGAGAACAGCAGAUAAUGCAAGGCAUGAUAUAGUUUCUGUUGCCACGGUUAUAGGAAUGAGGGAUGAGUCGACAACAGUGAAGGCUCUUCGACUUAAAGUACAUGAAAAAUCUUUGUCUUUUAAAGCAGGGCAGUGGGUGGACACAUUUCUACCAGGUUUGGAUAAAGUUGGGGGCUUCUCCAUGUGUUCAUCACCAGGAUCACUUCAAAGGGAGGGAACUCUGGACCUAGCCAUCAAGUACAGCGAGCAUCCUCCAGCAAAGUGGGUCCAUGAAAAGUGCAGAGUGGGUACAGACUUACAGAUUCGAGUGGGUGGAGAUGUUUACUACGACCCAGAUCCAGACAAGCCAUCCCCUGACCUACUUCUGAUAGCUGGUGGUAUCGGAAUCAAUCCUUUAUAUAGCAUCUUCUGUCAUGUGACUGAUCUCCUGAAUUCUCAUUGGACAAACUCCCCAAAACAUGUUUCUCUGCUUCACAGUGCAUCAUCCAUGGAGGAACUUAUCUUUCAUGAGGACAUUAUAAAGCGAUGUAAAGAAAAACCAGAACUCCUGUCUUACCAAGGUUUUGUGACCCAAGAGAAAUCCAAGUUUAUUGGUCAGAUCCGAGGUCACAGGAUCAGUGGUGAUGACAUCCAGAGGGAGGUUGAGAGGAUGAAGUCAUGUAACCUGAAUGUUUUUAUAUGUGGCCCACCCCCUAUGAUAAAUGAUAUGGAGAACCUGUUGAUCUCAGUUGGAGUUGACAAGGAGAGGAUUCUGUGACUAUCAAUUUCUCUCAUCAUGUGGAAGGCAGCUGCAGGUCACAGUGUGAAGCCAGGGGUCCCCCCAACGAAUGAUGACGAUGAUGACUGGGAGACUGAGGCAGACUUUGUGAAUGAUGUGAGUGAACAAGAGCAGAGAUGGGGAGCCAAGACUAUACAAGGCUCGGGUCACCAGGAGUCCCUCAAUCUCUCACAGCUCCGACAGGAGGUGUCACAUGAUGACAAAAACGUCAAACAGAAACAAAUGGAAGACGGACCCAAAGCUUCAUAUGGUUAUGGAGGGAAGUUUGGCGUGCAGAAAGACAGGAUGGACAAGUCUGCUGUAGGAUCAGAUUAUGUUGCUAGCGUAGAAAAACACAGCAGUCAGACAGACGCUGCCAAAGGAUUCGGUGGAAAGUACGGGGUCCAGAAAGAUCGGCAAGACAAGGCUGCAGUGGGAUUUGAGUAUGCCGGUAAAACAGAAAAGCACCAGUCUCAAACAGAUUACUCUACGGGAUUUGGAGGAAAGUACGGAGUUCAGACAGAUCGUAAGGAUAAAUCGGCCUUGGGCUGGGAGCACCAAGAAAAACUUGAGAAGCACGAAUCACAAAAAGAUUACUCCAAGGGAUUUGGCGGUAAAUUCGGAGUACAGAAGGAUCGGCAGGACAAAGCUGCUGUCGGCUGGGAACACCAUGAAAAGGUCGAGAAACAUGAGUCACAAAAAGAUUAUUCAAAAGGUUUUGGAGGGAAAUUUGGGGUUCAGACAGACAGACAAGACAAAUCAGCUGUGGGUUGGAGUCAUCAUGAAAAAGUGGACAAACAUGAAUCACAGAAAGAUUACUCUCAAGGGUUUGGAGGUAAAUAUGGUGUACAGACAGAUAGACAGGACAAGUCUGCCAUGGGCUACGACAGCCAGGAAAAGGUCCCUCUCCACCCAUCUCAGACAGACAUGAGUAAGGGCUUUGGAGGAAAGUUUGGAGUGGAUUCCGAAAACAAAGACAAGUCUGCUGGGUCGUACAAUGACAUGCAGGGUGUGUCAUCCUCAUACACCAAGACACAGGCUGAUUCAAGUUCUGAGGGAGCUAGAAAUAUCAAGGCCAGGUUUGAAAACAUGGCGAAAUCUGGGGAAGAAGAGGCGAGGAAGCGAGCAGAGGAGGAGAGGAAACGACGGGAGGCAAGAGAGGAGAGGGAACGAGAGGAACAGAAGAGGCAACAGGAGGAAAGGCUGAACAGAGAGAGGUGGGAGGAGGAACAGAGAGCAGCUAGUCAACCAGAACCAGAGCCUGAACCAGAACCUGAACCAGAACCAGAACAGGAGGAGUAUGGAGAUGUAUCAUAUCAACCGGAACCAGUACACAGACAGUCAGAGCCCCCUGUUGAGGAACCAGAGGAUGUAUAUGAAGACACAACUCCUCAGGAUAAUUAUGAGGAUGUUAAAGAACCCCCAGCAGUGCCACCCGGUGGAGCAGGCGGGCUAACUGCCAUUGCAAUCUAUGACUAUCAAGCGGCGGAUGAUGAUGAAAUAACCUUUGACCCUGAUGACAUCAUCACCGAGAUUGAACAGGUGGAUGAUGGUUGGUGGAGAGGAACAUGCCGUGGUAAAAAUGGACUUUUUCCGGCCAACUACGUAGAACUUCAGCAAUGAAAUCCACCAAACAAAACGAAUUCACUGGAACACACCAUCAUAUAAUCAUAUGUUGUUACAAAACAAUGAGCAAAGUCAUCGUACAAUUUUCUUCUAAGAUUCUCUAGAUGAAUUCAAAAUCAUUAUGUACCUAAUUGUUUUGUAUAUGAUUUAAGUGUUUAAUAUAUAGUCUUCCUAUGCACUUUUCUGAUUACUGAAUGUAAUUUGUGAAAGUUUGAGUUCUGAGUGCAUGAAAUGUAUGGAUUGGUUUGAAAAGAAAUAUGGAGUUCUGUACAUCAAUACCCGUCAUGAUUUGUGAUUUGUAUAUAAGAAUCAUGUUUAUUACUGCUGUAUAGGCCAGGGAAGCAUUUGUAAGAAUUUGUGUGUGAUAAAAUCAAUCUGAACAAAUUGAAAAGUCAUUUACAAAAUGCAAACAAAUGCUAUUCAUGUAUAAACAUAGCAAGAUCAUAAAAACAUUAUCAUAUUUAUUUCUACAUAUGAAUGAAGAUAUUUUUACAUUCUAUUAUUUUUGUUUUAUUUCAUGAAAAUUCUUUUGUUUUUAAACCCCACUGUAUUCCUACACUACUGAUCCAGUGUUUAUCAGAGCAGUUACAUAGUUUGGCUUGUCACUGUAUUCCAUGACUGUUUAAAGCUCUGCAUUCCACCAUUGUGAUUAACAUGCUGUUAUGGGGUCAUAACUUUUCUUUUUUGAUCUUGAUACUACACAAUAUCAUACAUAAAGUUAUUCCCACAAUAAUUAAGAUUUUAUAUCAAUAAAGACUUACUUUAUA